AUGAUGCGAACAAUAAUGAGAGAACUAGUGCGGGGCGACGUUGCUGCUGGGGGAAGCGCAGGCGUGGACGCGGCGAGUUGGGGCCGCAAGCUGCUGGAAGCGAGCGGCGGUGACCUGGACGUGGGUGGCGAGGAGGAGGAGGCUGGGGAGGCGACGGACGGGCUGGACGAGGCGGUGCGGGUGCUGCUGACGUGGAAGCAGAUCAAGAACGCGGCGAAUCAGGCGGCGAAGAGCGAGGCGGGGCAGAAGGCGGGAGGGUUGGUGAAGAAUGUGGUGAAGAAGGGCGGCAAGGAGGCGCUCACGGCUGCAGUCAACGCGUUCCGCAGCGGCAAGGGCGCCAAGGGUGCCCUGCAGGCGGGCGCUGGCUCGUUCGUCAACACCGCGAAAACGAUGAUUUAA
This is a messenger RNA of Closterium sp. Naga37s-1, 399 nucleotides long. Lineage: Eukaryota; Viridiplantae; Streptophyta; Zygnematophyceae; Desmidiales; Closteriaceae. The record is from the annotation of a GenBank genome assembly.